Aureobasidium subglaciale EXF-2481 is the source of this 2361-nucleotide messenger RNA. Its product is annotated as glycoside hydrolase family 92 protein. The transcript is spliced from 4 exons. Gene Ontology annotation, cellular component: cytosol; nucleus. Bases 1 to 2361 code for a protein of 786 amino acids. Gene Ontology annotation, molecular function: carbohydrate binding; peptide-N4-(N-acetyl-beta-glucosaminyl)asparagine amidase activity. Gene Ontology annotation, biological process: protein quality control for misfolded or incompletely synthesized proteins; carbohydrate metabolic process; protein deglycosylation. Lineage: Eukaryota; Fungi; Ascomycota; Dothideomycetes; Dothideales; Saccotheciaceae. The record is from RefSeq and is a predicted model, not a curated record.
AUGUUUCGUUUUUGGUUACCCAGCGGUCUUCUUGCAUCUUGCAUUGAUUUUGCUUUGGCUCAGAACAGCAACAUACUUCCAUACAUUGAUCCGCUCAUAGGCACUGGCUUCGGAGGUCAUGUUUUUGCUGGUGCAACCUUGCCUUUUGGCAUGGCCAAAGCCGUAGCUGACGUCAAUGGUGAGAACCAGGGAGGCUAUGCGAGCGACUACUCCAACAUUACAGGGUUCAGUCAUAUGCAUGACAGCGGAACAGGAGGAUCACCUUCGUUGGGCAACUUUCCUCUAUUUGCGCACCCCGGCUGUCCAAAUGAUGAGCUAGAUAAAUGCCAAUUCACGUCCACCGACAGGGCGACUCCUCAAAUCAAUGGCUCUGUUCUCGCUCAACCGGGGUACUUCACGAUCACCCUCAAGAAUUCAGUUCGUGCCGAAAUGACCGUGACAAAUCAUACCGCACUAUACCGCUUCUCGUUCCCGAAGGGCACUCCGGAGAUGCCCCUUAGCCCGCUCAUUCUGGCAGAUCUCAUCGAUUUGCCCAAGUCCAGGAGUAAUGGCUCGAUCUCUGUCGAUCCAAAGAAUGGAAGAAUAGUCGGCAAUGGAACAUUCAGCCCUAGCUUUGGUAUCGGAACAUAUGAUCUUCAUUUCUGCACAGACUUUUCUGGUGCAAGCAUUCGUGAUACUGGCGUCUUCAUGAACAACAGAGCUGGCAGUCAACCAAAGAAUCUGACUGUGGUGACUGAUGGAGUCAACAACUCACCUGAGAUACUCCCCGCUGGAGCUUGGGUUCGUUUCAAUGCACCUCAAAACAAUGCUAGCUCGAUAUCUGCUCGCGUAGGCCUGAGUUUCAUCAGCACAGCUCAAGCAUGCGAGAAUGCAGAGAAAGAGAUUCCUGACUUCGACUUCGAGGCUACCCGCAACGCUGCUCAACAAGCUUGGACUGACAAGAUGAGCGUCAUUGCAGUAACUCCGGGUACCGUCAGUGCAGAGUUUCAGACCAUCUUCUGGAGCGGACUCUACCGUGCUUCCAUCAGUCCUCAAGAUUACACCGGGGAGAAUCCUUUGUGGAACAGCACAGAGCCGUACUACGACUCAUUCUACUGUAUCUGGGACUCUUACCGCAGUAUUCACCCCUUGAUCACACUUUUCGAUCCCGAGUCUCAAGCCUUGAUGAAUCGAAGCCUACUUGACAUUUAUCGUCAUGAAGGGAAACUACCAGACUGCCGCAUGUCGUUAUGUAAGGGGUUCACUCAAGGUGGCUCCAAUGCUGAUGUCGUACUGGCCGAUUCAUACGUUAGAAACUUGACUCAAGGCAUAGACUGGGCUCUGGCAUAUGAGGCAGUCGUGUCGGACGCUGAGGACGAGCCUCUGAAUUGGGCAGUCGAGGGACGCGGUGGGUUGACGAGCUGGAAGUCCCUUGGCUAUAUUCCUGCAGACGAUUUCGAUCCUUACGGCGUGGGACCUUUCACACGCAGCAUCUCGCGCACAGUGGAAUAUGCGUACAACGACUACUGCAUUGCAGAGAUGGCGCGUGGUCUUGGACACACGUCUGACUACGAAAAGUAUGUUGCUCGCUCCGAGAACUGGAAGAAUCUCUACCGGGAAGAUCAGAACUCCACUAUCAACGGCACGGAGACUGGCUUCACGGGCUUCUUGCAGCCUAAAUUUUUGAAUGGCACUUGGGGCUACCAGGAUCCAAUCUUUUGCUCGCCUCUGCUGAAUUUUACUUCUUGCUAUCUCAACCCCGACGGCCUUGAGACCUACGAAGGCUCAUCUUGGUUGUACACGACAUAUGUCCCUCAAGACAUGGCUUCUCUGAUCACUACGCUUGACGGUGCGGAUGCUUUCGUUGCACGCCUUGACUACCUUCACGAAAGCGGUUUGCUGUAUAUUGGCGAUGAGCAAGGUUUCCUACCAGUAUACCAGUACCACUACGCCGGCCAUCCAGGCAAGAGUGCUGCUAGAGCACACUCUUACAUUCCUUCUCAAUUCAACACAACCGUCAACGGCAUACCUGGCAAUGAUGACAGCGGUGCCAUGGGCUCUUUCAUCGUUCUAGCCAUGAUGGGUCUUUUCCCGAAUCCUGGGCAGAAUGUCUAUCUCAUCACACCUCCGUUCUUCCCGGAGAUCAGCAUCACGAACAAGGUCUCCGGCAACAAGGCAACGAUUCGAAAUGUCAACUUCGAUGCUGAAUACAAGAACAUUUAUAUCCAGCAUGCUACGCUCAAUGGAGUGCCGUAUACCAAGAACUGGAUAGGGCAUGAAUUUUUCGUUGAUGGUGGUGUGCUUGAAUUGACUCUUGGGCCGGCAGAGAGUGCUUGGGGAACGAGAUAUGAGGAUCUGCCACCAAGUCUAUCUACUGGCUGA